AUGCCUCAAACCGCGCGCGCUGCUGCCCUCGGGGUGGCUCUCUCCAUCCUGCUUGUGGCGACCACGCUACAGGUUGCCGCCGCUGCCGCCGCGGCAGCACCGGUCUUCGCCUUUGCAGGCUUCACAGGAAAGCUCUCCAGCUUGGCGCACGAU
Molecule: messenger RNA, 153 nt
Organism: Monoraphidium neglectum
Lineage: Eukaryota; Viridiplantae; Chlorophyta; Chlorophyceae; Sphaeropleales; Selenastraceae
Exons: 1
Source: RefSeq, a predicted model, not a curated record